Amoebophrya sp. A120 is the source of this 1500-nucleotide messenger RNA. NCBI's taxonomy places the organism in Eukaryota, Dinophyceae, Syndiniales, Amoebophryaceae. The record is from the annotation of a GenBank genome assembly.
CGCCCCCCUAGGUUAUUCUCGGAGCGCGUUGCUUUCAUUGUGACGAGAGUGCAGCAGAUUAUACCGUACCAGUGAUGAUGAAUCUGGUUCGAAGUUGGAAAAUACACAUGAAGGUGGUGGAAGUGUGCCGCUAUUUUUGAGAAUUGAGACCAGACACGUGGCUGGUGCGUUGUACUCAAAAGUCAAGAAAUAUAAUAAUGUCCGACCCUGCCGGCUUUCCCUCGGUCGCCUCGGGGGACGCUAAUGCGGAAGAAGCUCGCACCUUGCGAGAGCUGGUGAGCAAGCUCACGGCCGCGAAUGAGUCGAUGACACAGGAUCGCGACCGCGAGGCGAAGAAGGCAAAACUGCUCGAACGCGAACUGCUGGCCCUCAGGGCUUCCACGGAACAGCUGCGGCAGUACCAGGGCAUGCAGAUCCAGCAGGACGAGCAGCUGGCGCAGCUCCUCCGCGAAAAGACCGAGGAGUGCGAGCAGUUGCGCCGUGAGCUAUCCUAUGUAAAAACGUACCCAUCCCAUAGUCAAGAUGGGGAAUCGGCUAGACAAAUCCACAAGCUUUGGCUGUUUCGGAUGACAAAUUCGGACGCGUAGUGUAGUGCUGUUUGAGCUAGUUCAGCAGCAUUACAGAUCUAGUCUCUCAUGCUGAUUGGAGCAUGACAAAUUUCAAAACACCAUUAGAAAAUGCUCCUCAUGGGGCUCCGCAUGAGAAACAUUUUAAGCAUGCAGAUUUGCAUGACAACUAUGGUGUGGGGACGUUUUUACACAGGAUAUGAGCUGCAAGAAAGUCGGGGCACGAGCGCGCAGCUGGACUUGCAGUUACGUGAGGCGCUGGCCCGCCUCCAGAUUGCGCAGCAAGAGCAGGCCGCCAUCAUGUCGCAAGGUAGAACUGGGUUCUUGCCCGCGAACGCUUAUCAGGAUCCGAGCCGACACGACCCGUUCGCCGGUGGGCAGCUGCCCAACACUGCGUCUACCUACGGCCCGUCUGCGACGAAAUUCGCCGACGCAACUGAGGACGAAAAGGAAGAGCAGGGCUACUUUGGCGACCUGGUGUUCUGGGCACUCGGCGAUCCUGCGCGGCGCUGAGUCAGCUCGCUGCUUAUCCGGGAGUAUUGUCGUCCGAUGGAUGUUGCUGAACGAGGGGAACGGAGUCCGAGUCGCUUCAUGGGUCAGCAGCACGUAGAAGUGUUUAUCUCUCCCCAGCUCGUGCUCGUUGUAUCCGCAGUUUCAUUUUCGUUUCCACCCUCUAGUUUCGUGCUACUGUUUGUGUCGUGCAGCUGCGUGCGGAUAGGAUGAUCAUGAUGUGUCAUUCGUAGAAAAUGCAGAAGCAAAAGCGAGAAAAAAUGUCACGAGCACAUAUCCAAAGGUUGCAAGCCAUGUAUCCAGUUGUCAAUAUGAAGCUCGGAGAUUAGAAACCUUUUUCAAUGCUUCGCUGUGGUUGCAAACUCGUGAUGAGUAGCAUGAAAGAAUACGGACAACCUGAGAAAUUUUUGCCGACGCUUUCGAU